AUGACAAGAGUUCGGAGACAAGAGGAGCGUGGUGAUGGAGGCGCAUAUCGAGAGGCCGAGGGUGGAUUUAAGAGCUCAGAGGCCGGGGUGGAAGGGAAGAGGAGAAGAGGAAGACGGCGAAAGAAAGACAACCAUGCGAAUAAAGAAGCGGCGAAGGGAAAGCACAGCGACGUGAGACGGCGGAUCCAAGAGCCAACCGCUCGAGAGACGACACCCGGCCGCGCGUCCCUCCUCCGCGCCCUCACUCGCCGGAGGAGGAGCCGCCGCCGCGCCGAGCAGGAGUGCCGCGCCGAGCAGGAGUGCCGCGCCGAGCAGUGCCACGCCGAGCAGGAGUGCCGCCGAGCAGGAGUGCGCCGAGCGAGAGCGCCGCGCCGAGCAGGAGUGCCGAGCAGAGGCCACGCCGAGCAGGACGCCCGCGCCGAGCAGGAGUGCCACGCCGAGCAGGAGUGCCGCGCCGAGCAGGAGUGCCACGCCGAGCAGGAGUGCCACGCCGAGCAGGAGUGCCACGCCGAGCAGGAGUGCACGCCGAGCAGGAGUGAGAGCACGCCACGCGCGAGCAGGAGUGCCGCGCCGAGCAGGAGUGCCACGCCGAGCAGGAGGCCACGCCGAGCAGGAGUGCCGCGCCGAGCCCGCGCCGAGCAGGAGUGCCGCGCCGAGCAGGAGUGCCACGCGCGUCAGGAGUGCCGCGCCGAGCAGGAGUGCCACGCCGAGCAGAGAGUGCCACCGAGCAGGAGUGCCACGCCGAGCAGGAGUGCACGCCGAGCAGGAGUGCCGCGCCGAGCAGGAGUGCCGCGCCGAGCAGGAGUGCCGCCGCGUCAGGAGUGCCGCGCCGAGCAGGAGUGCCAGGACGCCGAGCAGGAGUGCCAGCCGCGUCAGGAGUGCCGCGCCGAGCAGGAGUGCCGCGCCGAGCAGGAGUGCCGCGCCGAGCAGGAGUGCCACGCCGAGCAGGAGUGCCGCGCCGAGCAGGAGUGCCACGCCCAGGAGUGCCGCGCCGAGCAGGAGUGCCGCGCCGAGCAGGAGUGCCACGCCGAGCAGGAGUGCCACGCGCGCAGGAGUGCCACGCCGAGCAGGAGUGCCGCGCCGAGCAGGAGUGCCACGCCGCGUCAGGAGUGCCGCGCGAGCAGGAGUGCCGCGCGAGCAGAGUGCACGCAGGAGUGCCGCGCCGAGCAGGAGUGCCCGCCGAGCAGGAGUGCCACGCCGAGCAGAGCACGCCGGCAGGUGCCACGCCGCGCAGGAGUGCGCGCCGAGCAGGAGUGCUGCCGGCCGAGUGCCGCGCCGAGCAGGAGUGCCACGCCGCGUCAGGAGUGCGAGCAGGAGUGCCGCGCCGAGCAGGAGUGCCACGCCGCGUCAGGAGUGCCGCGCGACCAGGAGUGCCGCGCCGAGCAGGAGUGCCGCGCCGAGCAGGAGUGCCACGCCGCGACCGAGUGCGCCGCCAGGACGCCCAGGAGUCAGGAGUGCCGCGCCGAGCAGAGCGCCGAGCAGGGAGUGCCACGCCGAGCAGGAGUGCCGCCGAGCAGGAGUGCCACGCCGAGCAGGAGUUGCCACGCCGAGCAGGAGUGCCGCCCGAGCAGGAGUGCCACGCAGGAGUGCGCGAGCACGCCAGCAGGAGUGCCACGCGAGCAGGAGUGCCGCGCCGAGCAGAGUGCCACGCCGAGCAGGAGUGCCGCGCGAGCAGGAGUGCCACGCCGAGCAGGAGUGCCACGCCGAGCAGGAGUGCCACGCCGAGCCGCCACGCCGAGCAGGAGUGCCACGCCGAGCAGAGUGCCGCGCCGAAGCAGGAGUGCCACGCCGAGCAGGAGUGCCACGCGAGCAGGAGUGCGCCGAGCAGGAGUUGCACGCCGAGCGAGCAGGAGUGCACGCCGAGCAGGAGUCCGCGCCACGCCAGGAGUGCCGCGCGAAGCAGGAGUGCACGCCGAGCAGGAGCCACGCGAGCAGGAGUGCCACGCGAGCAGGAGUGCCACGCCGAGCAGGAGUAGCCCGAGCAGAGCAGGAGUGCCACCGAGCAGGAGUGCCACCGUGUGCCACGGAGCAGAGUGCCGCAGGAGUGCCACGCCGGCAGGAGUGCCGCGCCGAGCAGGAGUGCCACGCCGGCAGGAGUCCACGCCGAGCAGGAGUGCCACGCCGAGCAGGAGUGCCCGCCGACAGGAGUGCCACGAGCGCCACGGAGCAGGAGUGCCAAGCGAGUGCCAGCGCGAGCAGGAGUGCCGCGCCGAGCAGGAGUGCCACGCCGAGCCAGGGUGCGAGCACGCCGAGAGAGUGCGCGCGAGCAGGAGUGCCAGGACGCCGACAGGAGUGCCGCCGAGCCGACGCCGAGCAGGAGUGCACGCCACGCCGAGCAGAGAGGGUGCACGCCGCAGCAGGAGUGCAGCGAGCAGGAGUGCCACGCGAGCAGGAGUGCCACGCCGAGCAGGAGUGCCGCGCCGAGCCGCGCCGCGUCAGGCUCCGCGGCGGCCGAGAGAAAGGGCCAGGGGGAAAUCAGGCCCCGGGGUUAUGGCGCUGCCCGGCCGCGCUAAGAGCCCGGGGUCGGAGGGAGAGGUCGCGGGGCCAUAA
Messenger RNA from Penaeus vannamei (Pacific white shrimp), 2550 nucleotides. Lineage: Eukaryota; Metazoa; Arthropoda; Malacostraca; Decapoda; Penaeidae. The record is from RefSeq and is a predicted model, not a curated record.